AUGGAAUCAAAAUUAAUAAAUUUAACUUCAAUAUCCCAAAAAGCAUUACAAGCUGGUGAAAAAUUAUGUCAUAAAGCUGAUAAUCUUGUAAAAGAAUGUAGAAAUGACGUUGAGAACAUUGAAAUUAUAUAUCCAAAACUUCGCUUCUUAUGGGGUGAAUUAGGUGUACAAGUUCAGUCGGUUCAAAAACUUAAAAAAAUCGCCGAAAAACAAAAUGGAAUUUUACAUGAAUUUUAUUCGAAUAAAGAACAAGAAUUAUCCAUUAUAAUCGAUAAGCUUGAUAAUACUCUAGAAAGUUUACGACAUAAACGUGUGGAUCCUAUUAUUCGAGAAAAUGCUAUCGCAAUAGAACGAGCAAUGGCUCGUGAAAAUAAUAGUAAUUUUUUAGGUGAUUUGGAAAAGGAUGUAGAAUUUGAUCUAAAAAGAAAAGAUUUUGAAGAAAAAGUUUAUUUAUUUGAUUACGUACAAGAACAAAGUGUUCAAGAUUUGAAAUCAAAAACACAAGAAGAAGUAUCUGCUAUUCAGCAAUAUUAUAUAACUAGUUCUAAAAUCCUUGAAAAUGUCAACACUCAACAGAAACAAUUAGAUGAAAUGCUUUUAAAUAAUAAUAUCUCUCUUGAAAAAUCUGGAAUAGAUUUUGCUCGUGAAAAAUUUAUAGCUCUUGAACAAGAGGCAACUACUAUGGCUGAGACAUUAGUUUCAUUGGCAAGAAAUUAUGAUCAAGUUUCUUCUGCAUUGAAUGAAGAAGUGCGCGUUAUAAAUCAUAUUUAUCGUGCAUCGUAUGACGAAGCAAAUAAAUUAUUUUCUGAGUUGGAUGGUUUUGGAAGUAGUUUUGAGAAUAUUUCAAACACAAUCAAAGAACUUGAAGCCGACUUUGAAAAAGGCUCUGUAAUAGUGGAUCGUUUACUAGAUGAAUUAUUAAACCUUAACAUGGCAUAUGAUCACAUGAUAGUGGAAAUUGACCGACGUCAUAAAGUUAAAGAACAACAUGAAAAAUUGAUAGAAGAUUAUUCAAACAAAUUAGAAGGAUUAUACCUUG
Messenger RNA from Racocetra fulgida, 1039 nucleotides. NCBI's taxonomy places the organism in Eukaryota, Fungi, Glomeromycota, Glomeromycetes, Diversisporales, Gigasporaceae. The record is from the annotation of a GenBank genome assembly.